UCUACAGUGUAAAGUGCUAUAUGUGUAAGCCAUUUACCAUAUAAUAAUAAUAAUAUUAUACUUAUGACAUAUACGUAUCACUUAGCAACCAAACACUGCUGCAUUGCAUUGUGGGAAGUUUCUGCUUAGCUAGUGUCCAUCAAUCCAUACUAAUAAAUUUCUCCCGAUUGAGUAUGGAUAGUGCAUACUAUUGUGUACGUACUAAUGUUUCGCUAAAAAAAUCUCACAUACUGUUUUUGCUACUCAUUAGGGUGGAAGGAUGGAAUUUCGGACGCAAAAAUCUUUAAAUUUUGGAAACUCCCCAGGUUUAUGUCUAGUUCAAAAUCUGAAUUGUGCUUACUCGGAGUAUUUACAGGGUUUUUAGGGUGGAACUUCGGUAAUUCGGACUGCUCAGUUGUCCCUGAACGCAGCAUCAUCUCCGCGGGAACAAGCCGCAGGAAACGACAGUGCGGCCGCGCAUGCGCGUCACAGCGAAACCGGCGGUGUGUGCGGGCGCGCAGGCGCGUCUCUGAUGAGAAACGCGCGCCUGUUUCCCGUCAGCUCCUCCUCGCGCGCACGCGCUCCGCCUCGUCGGUCGAAAUACUACGAAUUACUCCCGCGAGAUUUGAAUAUUCAUGAAGCGCAGCUCGAGUCUGAUUGGCUCAACGAUUCAAAACAUUGGGCCACGUCUGUUUUCUGAUUGGACAACAAGUCCGUAGUGGGCGUGGCUUGAGCGCAUAAAAGCAGAAGAAAACAAACGCAGAUCAGAGACAAGAUAGUGGACUCGGUCUGGGUCGGCUUUAGGGUUUAAACAGCAGGAAACUACAUUUCUGUUGUCUGGCUGUGGAUUAAUAAACUGCUGAUUAAAACGGAGAAAUUUUUUACUAUAAAGGGGAUUUACGUCAAACACAGGAUGCAUUUUAUCAGCUUCAACUAACUGAAAAAACUCACGAAAAUGUUGGAUAUAAAAGUCGUGGAGCUUCAUAAGGAGGACGAGGUCGGAGGCAAAAACGGGAAGGAGCUGUUCUUCAGCCGGUACGCCUGCGGCCCUCUGCUUGGCAGCGGUGGCUUCGGCUCCGUGUUCUCAGGACAGAGAGUCUCAGAUGGACAACAGGUCGCCAUCAAGCAGGUUCCCAGCGACAGAGUUCAGCAGUGGGCAAGACUGCCGGGCGAGCUCCGCCCUGUUCCCAUGGAGAUCGCCCUCCUGCAGCAGUUGUCUGAUGUCGGAGGCCAUGGCGGCGUCAUUCGCCUGCUGGACUGGUUCGAGGUGGAGGGGUUGGGCUUCCUGCUGGUGCUGGAGCGGCCACCGCAGUGUCAGGAUCUGUUCGACUUCAUCACGGAGCGAGGAGCGCUGCCCGAACGCUUCGCCCUUAGGGUCUUCCGGCAGAUCGUGGAGGCUCUGUGCUUCAUCCAUGCGCACGGCGUCGUCCACAGAGACAUCAAAGACGAGAACAUCGUGGUGGACACGAGGACGCUGGAGGUGAAGGUCAUCGACUUUGGGUCAGGGGCGUCGCUCAAAGAGACGGCGUACAGCGAGUUUGAAGGUACGCGGGUCUACAGCCCCCCUGAGUGGAUCGAGUCGCGGUCAUACACGGCGGUCCCGCUCACCGUCUGGUCCCUUGGCGUGCUGCUCUUCGACAUGGUCUGCGGCGACAUCCCAUUCGAGCGCGACCAAGACAUCGUCAAAGCCACACCCACCUUCACCAGGCGGGUCUCUAAUGAAUGCCGCUCUCUGAUUGGCUGGUGUCUGUCGUACCAGCCCGAGGACCGCCCCUCUCUGGAGGAGAUCCUGUCUCACCCCUGGAUGCAGCGAGGCGGCGAGGAGGAGGAGGAGGAGGAAGAGGAGGAAGAGGAGGCGGGACGCACCUUGCCCAGCCCUUCGCUGUGAACCGAGCCGGUCUCGCAACCAGAAUAAAGACUGAAGCCUGGCGUCGUUCAUCUGCUGAUCCUUGAUCAGCUCCUUAUUUAUUGAUUAUUUAUGCGUUGUGGGCGGGCUGCAGCAGAGACUGGCCACCGGGCCGGGCCUGGACCGACCCGAAGCUCGGACUGCGUUCAGGUGAACGAUCAGUGAAGAUAAGAUGGAACAGGGAACAGAGUCUGAUGUUCUCGAGCGCGGCGUUCCUCUGUUCUUAGAGGAGGUGUGUUCUUCCGUGGUUCUUCAUCAAAGUGGCUCCUCGUCACUUGGUACUGUUUAUUUACAUUAAAUAAGAAAGUUUGGAUCAGAACAAAGGAGAUCCGCAUAAAUAAAAGAGUUUGUCAACUUGCAUC
This is a messenger RNA of Cololabis saira (Pacific saury), 2247 nucleotides long. It is a transcript of the gene pim2, whose product is annotated as Pim-2 proto-oncogene, serine/threonine kinase. Gene Ontology annotation, cellular component: cytoplasm. Gene Ontology annotation, biological process: negative regulation of apoptotic process; protein autophosphorylation; regulation of mitotic cell cycle. Lineage: Eukaryota; Metazoa; Chordata; Actinopteri; Beloniformes; Belonidae. The record is from RefSeq and is a predicted model, not a curated record. The coding region runs from base 935 to 1867 and encodes 310 amino acids. The transcript has 7 exons. Gene Ontology annotation, molecular function: ATP binding; protein serine/threonine kinase activity.